GUGAUGCAGAUGAAACUGCAUAUAGUUGCAUUGAUUGCACAGAAAGGAAACUUCUCCAAGACUUCAGCACAGGUGGUACUGGAUGGGCUUGUAGACAAGGUUGGUGAUGUGAAAUGUGGAAAUAAUGCAAAAGAAGCCAUGACAGCAAUAGCAGAGGCAUGCCAGUUGCCAUGGACUGCUGAGCAGGUUGUGGCUAUGGCUUUCUCUCAGAAAAAUCCUAAAAACCAGUCAGAAACUUUGAACUGGCUUUCAAAUGCAAUUAAAGAGUUUGGCUUUUCUGGACUGAAUGUCAAAGCUUUCAUCAGUAAUGUGAAGACAGCUCUUGCUGCAACUAACCCAGCUGUAAGAACAUCUGCCAUUACGUUGCUGGGAGUGAUGUAUCUUUAUGUGGGACCUCCCCUGAGAAUGUUUUUUGAGGAUGAGAAGCCAGCCCUUCUCUCCCAGAUAGAUGCAGAAUUUGAGAAGAUGCAAGGACAGGCAGCACCAGCUCCAACUCGUGGCAUUUCCAGGCACAGCACAGGAGGUGGGGAUGAUGGUGAGGAAGAUGAGCAGGAGGAUGUUGGGAAUGAUGUUGUGGAUCUUUUGCCAAGAACAGAUAUUAGUGAUAAGAUCACAGCUGAACUGGUGUCUAAGAUUGGGGAUAAAAACUGGAAGAUCAGAAAGGAAGGUCUAGAUGAAGUGUCAAGCAUAAUAAACGAGGCAAAGUUCAUACAGCCUAACAUAGGAGAACUUCCAGCUUCUCUGAAAAUUCGUCUCAAUGACUCCAAUAAAAUCUUGGUGCAACAAACACUGAGCAUUCUUCAGCAGCUAGCAACAGCAAUGGGCCCCAAUAUCAAACAGCAUGUGAAAAAUUUGGGGAUUCCUGUCAUUACAGUCCUAGGAGAUAGUAAGAAUAAUGUUCGUGCUGCUGCACUAGCAACUGUGAAUGCCUGGGCUGAACAAACUGGCAUGAAAGAGUGGUUGGAAGGGGAAGACUUGUCUGAGGAGCUCAAAAAAGAAAACCCUUUCCUAAGACAAGAGCUUCUUGGUUGGUUGGCUGAGAAGUUGCCUACCCUCCGUUCUGUUCCUUCUGAUCUACUCUUAUGUGUGCCUCACCUGUACUCCUGCCUUGAAGAUCGAAACGGGGAUGUGCGCAAAAAGGCCCAGGAUGCCCUGCCAUUCUUUAUGAUGCAUCUUGGCUUUGAGAAGAUGGCAAAAGCUACUGGCAAGCUGAAGCCAACGUCCAAAGACCAGGUACUGGCCAUGCUUGAGAAAGCCAAAGCCAACAUGCCAGCCAAACCUGCUCUUCCUGCUAAAGCAUCUUCCAGAGUGGGAGGGGGAACAGGUCCAGCCAAAUUCCAGCCUUCAGCACUUGCUGAUGAUAUGGGCUCCAAUACCAUAGAAUCCAAGCCUGAUCCCAAAAAAGCCAAAGUAGGAGGACUGUCCUCUAAAACUAAGGGUGUACAGGGGAAGAAAGUGCUCAGCAAGCCUAAUCUGAAGGAAGAUGAUGAUAAAUCAGGUCCUAUUUUUAUCAUAGUCCCAAAUGGGAAAGAACAGAGGAUGAAAGAGGAGAAAGCUCUGAAGGUGUUAAAAUGGAAUUUCACUACUCCCCGUGAUGAAUAUAUUGAACAGCUAAAAACACAGAUGUCCACUUGUGUGGCCAAAUGGCUACAGGACGAGAUGUUUCAUGCUGAUUUUCAGCACCACAACAAAGCACUGGCUGUCAUGAUAGAGCACUUGGAGAGUGAAAAAGAUGGAGUCAUCAGCUGCCUGGAUUUGAUCUUAAAAUGGCUUACCCUGCGGUUCUUUGAUACCAACACAAGUGUUUUGAUGAAAGCAUUGGAAUACCUUAAACUGCUUUUCAAUUUGCUUAGUCAAGAGGAGUAUCACCUAACUGAAAAUGAAGCAUCCUCUUUCAUCCCAUAUCUUAUCCUAAAGGUAGGAGAACCGAAAGAUGUCAUCCGCAAGGAUGUACGUGCCAUCCUGAACAGGAUGUGUCUCAUCUAUCCGGCCAGCAAGAUGUUCCCUUUUAUCAUGGAGGGGACGAAAUCCAAAAACUCGAAACAACGUUCAGAAUGCUUGGAAGAGCUUGGAUGUCUGGUUGAAUCAUAUGGCAUGAAUGUAUGCCAGCCAACUCCAGGGAAAGCCUUAAAGGAAAUGGCAACUCAUAUUGGUGACAGGGACAACACUGUGCGCAAUGCUGCGCUGAACACCAUCGUGACUGUCUAUAAUGUCCACGGUGACCAAGUGUUCAAGCUGAUUGGAAAUCUUUCUGAGAAAGACAUGAGCAUGCUGGAGGAAAGAAUAAAACGAUCAGCCAAAAGACCGUCUGCUGCUCCAGUGAGACAGGCAGAGGACAAACCUCAGCGGGCUCAAAACAUCAGCACUAAUGCUAGCAUGAUGCGGAAGGGACCAGCUGAGGACAUGUCCUCCAAACUCAACCAAAAUCGCAACAUGGGCAAUCACUCUGAGACAACACAUGCAGUUCCACGGGAAUUCCAGCUGGAUCUUGAUGAAAUUGAAAAUGACAAUGGAACUGUCAGAUGUGAGAUGCCAGCACUUGUACAGCACAAGCUAGAUGACAUCUUUGAGCCGGUCUCAAUUCCUGAGCGCAAAAUCCGUGCUGUGUCCCCGCACUUUGAUGACAUGCACAGUAACACAGCUUCUACUAUCAACUUUGUCAUUUCCCAAGUAGCCAGUGGUGAUAUAAAUACAAGCAUCCAGGCUCUGACACAGAUUGACGAGGUACUCAAACAGGAAGACAAAGCUGAAGCUAUGUCUGGCCACAUUGACCAGUUCCUAAUAGCUACAUUUAUGCAGCUUCGGCUGAUCUACAAUACGCACAUGGCGGAUGAGAAGCUGGACAAAGAUGAGAUAGUCAGACUGUACAGCUGCAUUAUUGGGAGCAUGAUCACGCUAUUUCAGAUAGAGAGUCUGGCUCGAGAAGCCUCCACUGGUGUGCUUAAAGACCUGAUGCAUGGUCUUAUUACAUUAAUGCUGGAUUCUCGGGUUGAAGACCUUGAGGAGGGUGAACAAGUCAUCCGAUCAGUCAACCUUUUGGUAGUGAAAGUUCUGGAGAAAUCUGACCAGACCAACAUCUUGAGUGCUCUCCUUGUUUUGCUCCAAGAUAGUCUGCUAGCAACAGCCAGCUCUCCUAAAUUUUCAGAACUUGUCAUGAAGUGUCUGUGGAGAAUGGUGCGUCUUCUUCCAGAAACCAUUAAUAGCAUCAACUUGGAUCGGAUUCUGCUGGAUAUCCACAUUUUCAUGAAGGUCUUUCCCAAAGAGAAGCUGAAGCGAUGUAAGAGUGAGUUCCCUAUAAGGACACUGAAGACUCUGCUUCACACUCUGUGCAAGCUGAAAGGGCCCAAGAUCUUAGAUCAUUUAACCAUGAUAGACAACAAAAAUGAGUCUGAGCUAGAAGCUCACCUUUGUAGAGUAAUGAAACACUCCAUGGACCAGACUGGAAAAGCUGAUAAGGAUACAGAAAAAGGAGCUUCUCGCACAGAGGAAAAGGCUUCAAAAGCCAAAGUUAAUGAUAUUUUGGCAGAAAUAUUUAAGAAGAUUGGCUCAAAGGAGAACACCAAGGAGGGUCUGGCAGAGCUCUAUGAAUACAAAAAGAAAUACUCUGAUGCAGACAUUGAGCCCUUCCUGAAAAACUCCUCUCAGUUCUUCCAGAGCUAUGUGGAAAGAGGCCUCCGACUGAUAGAGACAGAACAGGAGGGGAAAGGGCGCAUUGCUACUUCUACAGGAAUGUCUCCUCAGAUGGAAGGAACAUGUGCUCCUGUGUCUACCCACACAGUAUCUUCAUCUAUAGGAAACACAAAUGGGGAGGAAGUGGGGCCUUCAGUUUACUUGGAAAGAUUAAAAAUCCUCAGGCAGCGUUGUGGCCUUGACAAUGCGAAGCAGGAAGACAGACCCCCUCUGACAUCUCUGCUAUCUAAACCAACACUCCCUACAGUUGCAUCCUCUACAGAUAUGCUUCACAGUAAGCUCUCCCAACUCCGUGAGUCCCGGGAGCAGUACCAGCAUCUGGACCUGGACUCCAAUCAGACUCAUUCCUCUGGCAUUGGAACUACCUUGGCUCCACCCUCUUCUGCAGCAGCCAAUAUUGAUGACUUGAAAAAACGAUUGGAGAGAAUAAAAAGCAGUCGCAAAUAGAGGUGCAGAAGAGACGGUGUUGCUGUUGCUUGGGCUGUCUUCAGCUUUAGUUUACUAAACUAGAAGUCUUCAUAGUUAAAUGGCCUCGUUUAGGCCUAAUGUAUACAAACUGGUUUAUGUAUAAUACAGUGGAUUUUGGGGGGUUUGAGUCAUUGUGGCACAAGUAUUUGUACAUACUCUGCUUCUCAGUGAGCAUUUCUUUGACAAUAGAAGGCUGUCUGUGUAUUAGUUUUAGUGUACAGACCUGUAAACAACCAUCUUGUUCAGAAUAGUUUCUCAUAACUUGGUUUUUUAUUUGUAAAAUUGUCUUUAAGAUAUUUUCCUAGUUCUUAACUCUUAGAUAAUCUUCAGUGAUUUCACUUUUAAUUUUGUGAUUUUUUUCCUCCAUGUAAUCCUUGAACUGUUGAUUCUGUAUGGACACAUGGCAUGAAGUAACUAAUUUAAGUGUCUUUUGUAAAUAAAGUUUGCAUUAACUAUA
Messenger RNA from Acanthisitta chloris (rifleman), 4615 nucleotides. RefSeq names its product cytoskeleton associated protein 5 (gene CKAP5). Lineage: Eukaryota; Metazoa; Chordata; Aves; Passeriformes; Acanthisittidae. Gene Ontology annotation, biological process: microtubule polymerization; mitotic spindle organization; establishment or maintenance of microtubule cytoskeleton polarity. Gene Ontology annotation, molecular function: microtubule plus-end binding; microtubule plus end polymerase activity. The annotation marks the transcript as partial. The transcript has 28 exons. The record is from RefSeq and is a predicted model, not a curated record. Gene Ontology annotation, cellular component: microtubule plus-end; spindle pole; centrosome.